GUGAGGGCACAGGCAGGGAGGAGCAGGCAGUGUGGAAGGCAGGGGGAGCAGACAGGGAGGGGCAGGCAGAGGGACAGGCAAGGAAAGAGCAGGCAGAAAGGAGCGAGCAGAGGGACAGGCAGGGAGGAGCAGGCAGGGAAGAGCCGGUACGGAGGAGCAGGCAGAAUGGCAGGAGGAGCAGCAGCGGCAGCAGGUGAAGCGGGUCCGGCACAGCGGGGUGGGGGCUGCCGGAGCCACUAUGGGCUCGGGGGGGGUGCCUAGGAACUGGCUUAUAAAGGGGGACACCCCCUUCCCUUCGCUGACGUCCCUGCCUUGAAAAGAAGGGAGGGAAAGGGAAAGGAGACAGAGAGGGGAAGGGGCAAAAAAAAAGCCGCUGCAAAAUAACAAAGCAGCCCCCAACAGCCAGGGAGAGGCAAGCGGAGAGGACGGCGGCGGCAGGCGGCAGCGGCUGGAGGAUGAAUCUGCCUCGGAGCUGCAUCGUCCUCCUGCUCCAGGGGAGCCUCUCGCUGCUGCUCCAUUUCCCUCCCCUGCAAGCGAAGAAGCGUCCCAAAACUUCUGUUAUUUUGCCGCAGGUAAUCCAGGGCCAGGAGGAGGCAGGGGAAGGUGCAGAGCACAGUGAAGCCCAGGGGCAGGAGGAGAGAGCUGAAGCACAGAGGAGCAGAGGGCUGCUCUCUCUGAAGUCUCUCUUAACUCCAGCCUUAGCCCAGAACCUGACCCUCCUGCAGCUGCUGAGCUCCAGCUCCCGGGAGCUAUGGGACCUCCUGGACCAGCUGCCCGAGAGGCACCACCCUGCACGCCCCAGGGGCCAGAGGGAUCUGGGGCCAGCUUCGGGCAAGCUGAAAAAGCUCUUUGGCUGGGGAGAUUUCUACUCCAACAUCAAGACAGUGAAGCUGAACCUGCUGAUCACCGGCAAGGUGGUGGACCACGGCAACGGCACCGUCAACGUCUUCUUCAGGCACAACUCCACCGGGCAGGGCAACAUCUCCGUCAGCCUGGUCCCCCCGACCAAGGCAGUGGAGUUCGACCUGGAGCAGCAGAUCUUCAUCGAGGCCAAGGAGUCCAAGGUCUUCAACUGCAGGGUGGAGUACGAGAAGGUGGAGCGCGCCAAGAAGACCUCGCUCUGCACCUACGACCCUGCCAAGACCUGCUCCCACGAGCACACCCAGAGCCACGUCUCCUGGGCCUGCUCCAAGCCCUUCAAAGUCGUCUGCAUCUACAUCACCUUCUACAGCACAGACUACAGGCUGGUGCAGAAAGUCUGCCCCGACUACAACUACCACAGCGCUGUGCCCUACUCCCCCUCGGGCUGAGGCGCUCCGCCCGGCGCAGGAUGCCCUGGUGACAGGGGGUGGGGGUGGGGAGGGAGGGGUGGGGAUGGGAUGGCGAGUGGGGGUGGUCCCUGGACACCAGAAGCGAGGAAGGAAGAGGAGGAUCUGAGCACAUUUCCCCGGAGACCUCCCGUGCCAAGAGGAGGAAUGUGAGGCCCGGGGCGGGUGGGGGAGCUGGGGGGCACCAG
This is a messenger RNA of Pogoniulus pusillus (Red-fronted tinkerbird), 1516 nucleotides long. It is a transcript of the gene NXPH3, whose product is annotated as neurexophilin 3. The transcript is spliced from 3 exons. Lineage: Eukaryota; Metazoa; Chordata; Aves; Piciformes; Lybiidae. Gene Ontology annotation, molecular function: signaling receptor binding. The record is from RefSeq and is a predicted model, not a curated record. The coding region runs from base 456 to 1310 and encodes 284 amino acids.